CCCCCCGUUGAAGUUUAUGGAUUACGUGCAUGACAGCGGCCACCGUAAAGGAAGACGUAAACAAAACUGACUCCCGUUCCGUCGGAACAAUCCGGAUUAUCCCGCGACCAUGGACGUAACAACACAACACUACAACAAGGACGAGUACGUGGAAACGGCUUCCGGCAACAAGGUCAGCCGGCAGACGAUCCUGUGCGGGUCGCAAAACAUCAUCCUCCACGGUAAGGUGAUUGUGCAGAGCGGAGCUAUUAUCCGGGGAGAUUUGGCUGCCGUUCGGACGGGUCGAUACUGUGUUAUUUCCAAGGGUUCGGUGGUGCGCCCGCCGUACAAGCAGUUCAGCAAGGGUGUGGCGUUCUUUCCGCUGCAGAUCGGGGACCAUGUUUACAUUGGCGAGGGGGCCAUCGUGUCGGCAGCUCAAAUCGGAUCUUACGUUUACAUCGGGAAAAAUGCUAUCGUGGGACGACGGUGCAUGCUGAAGGACAACUGUAUUAUUGAGGAUGGUGCAAUUCUUCCGCCGGAAACUACCGUGGCCAGUUACAUGCGAUACACGGUAGACGGGAAGAUUGAAGGUGGCCAGGGAAAUCCGGAUUUUGUUCCGCACGCGAUGCAGGACUUGAUGAUUGAAUACACCAAAUCUUAUUACGAAAAUUUCAUUCCCGCAAGCGGAGCUUGACGUAGAAUUUAAACAAAUAUUUAACAUACUAUUUAUUAACCAAUUUAAAAAUAUACACCCAAUCAUUAUGCUUCUUAAUAAAAAGCUCCUUAAAUAAAACAUA
Culex pipiens pallens (northern house mosquito) is the source of this 776-nucleotide messenger RNA. It is a transcript of the gene DCTN5-p25, whose product is annotated as dynactin subunit 5. The transcript has 2 exons. The record is from RefSeq and is a predicted model, not a curated record. Bases 110 to 673 code for a protein of 187 amino acids. Lineage: Eukaryota; Metazoa; Arthropoda; Insecta; Diptera; Culicidae.